Messenger RNA from Cynara cardunculus var. scolymus (artichoke), 858 nucleotides. RefSeq lists its product as uncharacterized. The record is from RefSeq and is a predicted model, not a curated record. Gene Ontology annotation, molecular function: DNA helicase activity. Bases 1 to 858 code for a protein of 285 amino acids. NCBI's taxonomy places the organism in Eukaryota, Viridiplantae, Streptophyta, Magnoliopsida, Asterales, Asteraceae. The transcript has a single exon. Gene Ontology annotation, biological process: DNA repair; telomere maintenance.
AUGAUAGGACGAUUGGUUUAUGCUAAUCCCGACGAAGGAGAGCGGUACUACCUACGCUUACUUUUAUCUCAUAUUAGUGGGCCUACAUCUUUCAAAGAUCUAUUCACAGUCAAUGACAUAUUACACCCGACAUUCCGGAAAGCAGCACUUGAGAGAGGCUUAAUAGAGACAGAUGAUAACUUAUCACAAUGUCUUGCAAAGGCUUCUUUAUUUCAGUUUCCCAAAGCUCUAAGGAGGCUAUUUGCGACAAUAUUAAUUUAUUGUGAGCCAGGAGAUGUUCGCAAGUUGUGGGAUGAGCAUUACGAUUCACUUUUAGAAGAUUAUAGACGACAAUGCGAAAGUAUUGACCGAGUUCGGAAUAUGGUUCUAUCUGACAUCACAAGCUUUCUACAAUCUAUGGGUAAAAAUCUUGAUGAUUUCAAUCUUCCAAAGAUAAAUGUAGAUACCAACUUACAAUUUGGAAGUUUUCGUGAGGUACAAGAGGAAUACUCCAUAAUUGUGAAAGACGAACAUUUACGUGCACGAGAAUCCCUUAAUUUCGACCAAAAAUACGCAUACGAUGAGAUCAUGAAGCACGUAGACGAUGAUUGUUCAGGAGUGUUCUUCAUAGAUGGUCCAGGGGGGACUGGAAAAACGUAUUUGUACAAAGCAUUGCUUGCCAACAUUCGUUCUCGUGGUCUCAUUGCUCUUGCCACUGCUUCUUCAGGUGUUGCAGCUAAUAAUAUGCCUAGGGGGAGAACAGCUUACUCCCAAUUUAAAAUUCCCCUUAAUCUUGAUAACAACUCCAUGUGCAACAUAAAAAAAAAAAAACAAAGCAGGACUGCUCAAUUGCUAUGGGAUGCAAAAAUAAUCAUUUGA